Messenger RNA from Striga asiatica, 1949 nucleotides. The record is from the annotation of a GenBank genome assembly. Lineage: Eukaryota; Viridiplantae; Streptophyta; Magnoliopsida; Lamiales; Orobanchaceae.
CAAACAUCGCCGGCUAGCUGCUCGCUGCUUGUGCCACAAUUCUCCAAUUCCUUUGCUCGCAAAUCACUCUCUAUAAAAAUCAAUCGAAAAUGCGGAAAUUCGCAGCUGAAAAAACCAGACAUCUUUUAGCCCACUGGAAAGUUUCCGCCGCCGUGUCGCAGCAUCCCGCCGCCCCGCUUUAUUCGUUGUCUUCUCUGCAAAAAUCGGAUUCCCUUUUCUCCACCGCCGUUCUUCUGCGCCGUUUGAACACCGUAGCUGAUAAACCCAAUCCAUCAUCCGAGGCGUCUUCUGGUUCUAUGGCUUCUGAUUAUUCGUGUACACCGGUUAAGAUCGAUUCGAUCAAUCCCAAGGUUUUGGAGUGUGAAUAUGCUGUUCGAGGCGAAAUUGUGAUCCUUGCUCAGAAAUUACAAGAGCAAUUGAAGGUCAAUCCAGAUGCUCAUCCAUUUGAUGAGGUCCUUGCUUUAUGUGAUCAUCCUGCUAUUUUGGAUAAAUCUGAAACACAGGGUUUAUUUAGUGCUGACUCCAUUGAACGAGCAUUUGAAAUCCUGGACCAAAUUCCUGGAAGAGCCACCGGUGCUUAUAGUCACAGCCAGGGUAUCAAAGGACUGCGUGAUACAAUUUGCAAAGGCAUUGAAGCCCGUGAUGGAUUCCCAGCUGAUCCAAAUGAUAUUUUCUUGACAGAUGGCGCAAGCCCUGCGGUUCAUAUGAUGAUGCAGCUACUAAUACGAUCAAAGAAUGAUGGCAUUCUGUGCCCUAUUCCACAAUAUCCGCUUUAUUCUGCUUCAAUUGCACUACAUGGUGGCACUCUCGUUCCUUAUUUCCUUGAUGAAGCUACUGGAUGGGGACUUGAGAUUUCCGAACUUAAAAAACAGUUAGAAAGUGCCAAAGCUAAGGGCGUUAGUGUCAGGGCCUUGGUGGUUAUAAAUCCUGGCAAUCCCACAGGGCAGUAUCUAAUUACGUUUCUUCUAAAGGUUCUGGCUGAGGACAACCAAAAGCAAAUUGUGGACUUUUGCAGGAAAGAAGGGAUUGUUCUCUUGGGAGAUGAGGUAUACCAAGAAAAUAUUUAUGUGCCUGACAAGCAGUUCCACUCCUUUAAGAAAAUUGCACGGUCAAUGGGUUACGGGGAGAAAGAUAUUUCCUUGGUGUCUUUCCAGUCGGUGUCAAAAGGAUACUACGGAGAAUGUGGAAAAAGAGGAGGCUACAUGGAAGUUACUGGAUUUAGUCCCGAAAUAAGGGAGCAGAUUUAUAAAGUGGCAUCAGUGAACCUUUGUUCUAACAUUUCGGGUCAGAUUCUUGCAAGUCUUGUCAUGAACCCUCCAAAGGUGGGAGAUGAAUCGUAUGAGUCUUAUUCUGCAGAGAAAGACGCAAUCCUAUCCUCCUUGGCAAGGCGUGCAAAGAGCCUUGAGGAGGCACUCAAUGAUCUAGAAGGAGUGACAUGCAACAGAGCAGAAGGGGCAAUGUAUCUGUUUCCUCGAGUUCAAUUACCCAAUAAGGCAAUAGAAGCUGCAAAAGCUGUUAACACGGCCCCUGAUGCAUUCUAUGCCCGUCAGCUCCUUAAUGCCACUGGAAUCGUAGUUGUUCCGGGUUCAGGAUUUGGACAGGUCCCUGGAACAUGGCAUUUUAGAUGCACGAUAUUACCUCAAGAGGAUAGAAUUCCAGCUAUCAUUUCUCGUCUCACUGAAUUUCACAAAAGAUUCAUGGAUGAAUACCGCGACUGAGGACCUUGCUAUCAUCUUUUCAGCCGCCAAGAAGAGAAUAUAAUGUUUUUGAGUAAUAUUUUUCGACCUUGUUAUUGUAUGUAUCUCAAGGCAUAUAUUUCAUCCACAACCGAGAAUUCUCCUUUUGUACUAAUACAAGCAAUCAGAAGAUUUUAACUGCGCGCGGCUUAAAUUUUCGUGUCUUUGUUGUUUAAGAUUUUUGCUCUGAGUAAUAAUAAUAAUAAUAAUAAU